This is a messenger RNA of Cladocopium goreaui, 1769 nucleotides long. Lineage: Eukaryota; Dinophyceae; Suessiales; Symbiodiniaceae. The record is from the annotation of a GenBank genome assembly.
AUGGGAAAUGUGGUGAUCCGCCAUCCUUGGCUGUACUACAUCCAAGCAUUGUUUGUGGCUUACGUUUGCUACACCGUGAAGACCUUGAUCUAUGAUGCACAGGAGAAAUUUCUGGUUCGACGCUUCAAGUGGCUGAAGACUUUGCCGCAUCCGCGCUCCAGGACAGUCCUGGUGGAAGGCAUCCCGGAUGAAUUUACCUGCGAGGACAAGAUUCGCGAGUUCUUUGGUCUGGCGUUGGGCAGCGAUGUGGUCGAGGAAGUCCACACCGUGAAGAAAACCCGGGCGCUCAUCGGUUUGGUGCAAUACAGGGACACGGCACUGGACCAGAAGAGUCAAGCGGAGUUCCAACUGGAGAAGAACGAGAAGAGACCUGAGCACUAUGUGGUGAAUGUGGGGCAGGUGCCUCAAAAGGUGGAUAGCAUCGAAUUCUACACCGAGGAGGUGAGGAAGACGGAGGAAGCCAUCGCGGCAGAGUACCAUCGAAUUCUGGAGGAAUCCCAAAAGGUGGGAGGCGUGAACUGCCGCAACGCCUUCGUCUCCUUCAAAGAUCGCAAGUCUGUUGAGUUGGCCAAGGAGCUGGAUUAUGACUCUGAUGCCUACACUUGGGUCCUCAGCGAGCCCCCUGACAUUGAGAUGGUGCGUUGGCAGGAACUUCGCUUGGAUGACAACUACACUGAGACGGCAUCAGAGGUCAUUGGCUAUGCCUGUGUCUUUGGCUUGUAUGCAGGUUUCGUUCCCAUCUGCUUGGCCAUCACCAACAUCGCCAAUAGCAUCCACAUGCCCGGAUUCUUGGAUGCCUUGUGGGCAUCCUUGGCGCCCACCAUGGGACUCACCAUUUUCCUCUCCUUCCUGCCGACGGUGCUGUUGUUGGUCAUCGACAACUGCUACACCUUGCGUUCCUCCUCUCGCGCCCAGGAGAUGUUGCUCCGAUGGUACUUCUGGUUCCAGGUGAUCUUUGUGUUGCUGGUCACAGCGGUGGGGAACGACUUCUUGGACUUCUGCAAGGAAGUGGCUCAAACUCCACUGAGCUUUCCUCACUUGCUGGCGGAUCAGUUGCCCAAAGCCACGCAUUUCUAUAUGAAUUGGGUGGUGGUUCAAUGGUCGACCCAUGCCUUGAACUUGUUGCGCUACAUCAACUUGUCGAAAUUCCUGGGCUUUCGCACCAUUUACACCGAAGAAGAGGCCAAGAAGAAGGCUGAGCCCGAGGAUCAGGAUUAUUACGGCUUUGGUUCUCGAAGUGCGCGCUGGUGCAUUAACUUGCUGGUAGGCAUCGUUUUUGGCACAUUGAAUCCAACCAUCCCUUUGCUUGAAGCCAUCAAUUUCCUGAUUUCCCGAGUGAUCUAUGGCUAUUUGAUUGUUGCGGCAGAGACGAAGAAGGCCGAUCUGGGUGGCAACUUUUGGGUCAUGAACCUGCGCCAUGUCUUGGCCGGCACCAUUCUUUACUGCAUUCUGAUGACGGGUGUCUUUCUGGAUCGAGCUCCAACCAUGGUACCUGCUGCAGUCUCAAUCACUUGCUUGAUUUUCAUUGUCAGAUGCUACUUCCACUUCAACAACCAUUUCCGCUGGGAGGCUCUUCCAUUUGUAGAGAUGAUGUACAAAGACAAGGACAUGAUCGCGGCCGCCGCUGAAGAUCCGCAGGAGAGCUAUGAGCAGCCAGAGAUGAGGCACGCAAGGAGCAUUGCUGCGAAUGCCAAUUCGCCCAAGAGGAGUGGUUGAUCGACCUGACCGGUUCCAUGAGCGAACAGCAGUGGAGAUUGCGCGUUGCGGAG